AGCAGGAGGCAGCCACAGAGGCAUAGUGAGGAUCAAUUUGUGGAAUAAAAAGUAUUCAAAAAUAAAUGUCCAUAACCCUUCAAGCAGAUCGGGUUGUCAGUCUUAUUGUAAUACACAGGUUGGCCAAAUCGAGACACUUUCUAGGGCUUGGUUUUCGGCGUCAUGUGUCUUCUAGAUCUGCACUCUUAAGGCUAACUGUGAGCUCAUGUUAGCUCCAUAGUACCAACACUCACCCAGGCUGAAGCUGGGGCGCAGCCGCAGCACAGCCACUAGCCGACGAUCAUUUCCGACAGCUCCGUAUGGAUUUGACGUCGGCAUACAUUGUUGCUUGAUGUUUUACAAAGGGUCGACUACCGGUGAUUUUCGAAGAUGGAGGAACCUUGUGACCUCAAGCACUUCGUAAAAGAGGAGGGGAGUAAUGCCUCGGUGAAGGUGGAGGGCCUAUCCAAGGCAGCUCUAAUCAAGAGCCUGUCUCCCAGAGUCAUGCUAUCCAACCAUCUCCUGCCUAAAGGGACCAAGAUGAAGGUCAACCUUGAGGAUCAGGGUCGUCAGAAAGUGUCCUUCGGCUUUGCACCGACCAAGAAGCCACUGCAGAGCCCAUUCUUCCUCCCUGCCAGUCCUGACAAGUCUGUUGAUGAGCCCAACGCUGCCUUGUCACAGUCAACCUCAGAAGUAGAAGGGCAAAAUACAGACAUUGAGCAAACUGAGCAGAACCAGACCCCCAUGGUGCAACAAUCAAUAGCGGAGAUACAUUCUCCAACACCAGUCGCUGCAGCCACUAAACUGAAAACGGACCUGCCGAAGAUGCAUUUCAAGAAGCAAAUUCUCAGUGUCUCUGUGACUGAAGAGAAUCCAACAACUGUUGUGCCAGAGGAGCCAAACUCUCCUGAAUUGCAGGUUUUGCAAAAACCAACAAGUGAACCUGAAUUUCCAACGCCUCAGCCUCAGAAUGUCCUCAGUCUCUGCCCGUCUGAAAAUAAUCCCAUUCAGGCCCCUGAUAAAAGGGUUACACCUACCCUCAAGAAGCCAGCUGCCCCCUCAGGAAAAGAUGGAGAGAGUUCCAGCUGUGCUGAGCAGGUUAUUAAGGUAGAGAAAACAAAAACCAGGUCCCACUCUGAUAGUGCUCACCCUGGCUCUGAAUCUGAUGGAGAUUCAGGCCAGAUGUCUUCUAGUCGCAAAUCAGUUGACUCCAAAAGUAAAGCAAACUCUGACAGCAGAAGCAAAGAGAUAAAAAAGUCUUCCUCAAGUUCCCAUGUGGAGGAAAAAGAAAAAAGUUACUCUAGGCGGUCAGAGAAUAAUGAAAGGUCUUCUAGUUACUCCAAAUCAGAACGUGAUCCAAGACACACAUCCUCACGCUCAUCUCGAUCCGAUAAAGAUCGCAAAAGGUCCAGGUCUAGAUCACGUUCUAAAUCAAAAGGGUCCCGGACAAGUUCAUCUCACUCCAGGUCAGAGAGAUCCAGAGGCGACAGAGGGUCACGCUCCGAAAGGUCAUACUACCAUGACUCUGAUCGGAGAUCACACCGGAGUUCUCCACGCAGAGAGAGAAGACGUUCUCGCUCUCGCACUGACAGAACUCGGGACAGUUCUGACUCUGAGGAUGACCACAGGAAGACAAGAACAAGGACUAGUGACUCCAGUAAAUUGUCCAGCCAUUCAACCUCACAUAAAGACUCAAAAUCAUCUUCCUACUCAAAGUCUGAGAAGGUUUCUAAAUCUUCAGAUUUUCCUCAGUCUUCAGAAUUUGAUAAAAGAACAAAAUCGUCGAAGUCUGAAAGGACCUCAAAGCGACUAUCGGACUCUGAUUCCCAGCUCAAGUGCUCUCCGGAUCUGGACUCUAGUUACCAUAAAUCUAGCACCCAUCACAAAUCAGAGACCAACAGCAAAUCCUCUUCUUCCAGCAUGCAUACAAACUCUCAAACAUGUGAAAAACGGCAAAAAAGCAGCUCCAAUGACUCUGAAGCAGAUCAUAAGGGAAAAUCAAAGGCAUCUGAAAAAAUGUCUGGUCGGGAAGACAAAUGUAAAAACUACCCGAUGAAAACCAGUAGGCCAGACUCAAAGCAGAUGACCCCUUCUAGAUUUUCUGGGAAAACCAGUGGACACGAUAAACAAUCAGAUUACAUAUUUCACAGCCCUGGCAAAGCACUGUCAAACACAAACACCACAGAGGCUUUUUCUCGGAGUGAGAAAGAAAAAAACGAUUCCCUAAAAGGUGGUAAUGAAUGUAGUGGUCAGAAUGUUAAGGAGAUGGUCUCAUGCCCCGAUGAAAAAUCGCAAGAAUCCUCAUUGAAGAGAUCAAAAGAAACAAAAUCAAGUCUUGAUGUAGACCCCUCAGCUAUAACCCCAAGUGAAAACCUAAAGCAUGCCGCCCUGGAAAAUGUGACCAAUGUGAAGGAUAGCCCUUCUUCUAAUAAUCGACCACAUUUGAACUCUGAUGCAGCUGUCUUAAAUUCAUGCAGUAGUAAUGAUAGCAUACUGUGCAACCAGGACAAGAACAUUGUUGACUGUUUACCAGGGCCAAAGUCCUUAGAAAUAUCAGAUGUACCCGUCACCCAUGAUGUCCAGCAGAACACUAAACCAGUGAUCGUUAAAGAUUUGACAGCCGGCAAGCUGCCUGACACAAAUUUGUUGCUCAAAUCUGAAUUAUCGUGUCUUGAAUCUGAGGAUCAGCUGACAAUUGAACAGCAAAAUAUGGAUACUGUUCAAAAGAACAGCAGUGCGUCAAAAAAGUCCCGGUGGGAUAUAGUUGGGCAGAACACCUCAGAGAGUGAUAAUUUAGAGUGGUCACUUUGUGCAGAGAGUACGCCUUCUGUUAAAAAAGUGAUUUCUGUCAAACAAAUUGAAGUUUCUAAAGACAAUAACCAACAAGACUCUGAUAUUAACAAACAUACUCGGCAAGGAGCUGAAACACAUUCCAAACUGGAUAAGCAGACUAAGAACUCUCGGCAGGAAGUUGGCUCAGACAGCCCACCGAUAUCCGAUAAAUACAAAGACCAAAGUGAGACUUCACAGGCAAGCACCAGCAUUGACCACUGUGACUUAAAGCUGAGAGUUUGUCAAAAAUUCAAAACAGAUGAGCCUAUGCAUGUAAAUGAUGCAUCACAGGUCGACAAAGCUGCAAAGAUGCAGAGUUGGAAUGGCGAUGGUCAUGAAGACAAAUCCAGGGGCAGCACCCCCAAGAACAAAUUGAGUAAUAGAACAUUACUUAAUCAGGACGGAUUAGGAGGACAGAGUGAGGUCAGUGAUAGUGACAACUCUGAGUAUGACUCCGAUUGCGGCGAGGCCAUAAAACGAUUGCACUCUGUGGUGGUAGUGCCAAAGAAUUCUUCACUAAUAGGAGAUGCACAGGAUACGGGAGCUUCUCCAAGCAAUCUAUUGAACAAUUCCCAACUACAGAACGCAAAUAUCAACGAAGUCCCGAUUCAAGGUACACAACAAAGGCAGGGGGCUGCUUUCUCGAUCCUGGCGACAAGUGGUCCUUGUGAUGGUCUAAAUGAUUCAUCCCAAAGUAGCAUGUUGUGUCAAUCCCAGAGUAAUAUGAUUGAUAGCACGAGUCACUCAGAGGGUUCCAGCUCCAUCGGUGCACAGCGUUACAUGGCGGGUCAAAUUGUUGCCCAUGGAAGUGCCACAGACCCUGCCCACAGUCUUGAUAAUUCCAGGCAGCGUGAGCAAGGGCACACACAGCAUAAUGUAAGCAGCAGAGGUGAAAGGAUGCAGUCAAAUUUCCAACCUGAUGCUGACAAUAUCAAUGAUAAGAAUGGACUCAGCCUGGGUUGGGAAUUUUCACAUCCAGAACAGCCUAGUACUACAUACCAGCUGCCUGAUAGCAGUCAUGGGCCACACCUAGCAAACACUAAACUGGCUGAAACCUCUGCCAUGGGACAGGAGCAGAAGCAGAGUAAUGCCACCUGGAAUCAUCAAUCCCCAAACACACAGACUAUCAGACAACCCUACCUCCAUGUGCAUGAGCAUUAUCCAGACCCUGCAGGUGAAAUCCAUCCUGAUUCCCUAACUAAUGACCAGGACGACUUCAGUGAGGAUAAACUGUCUAACCUCGGUAAAACAGCUGUUGAAUGUGCUGGACUACAAGGGCACGAAAUAAGCAGCAACAGCAGGGGCUCUGCUUUGCCAGACGCCCCUAGAGAAGACAAUUUAAGACCCCACAGAGGAAGGGGCCCUCCCAAGAAAAGGCGGCCAGAGAUCGAGUCUGAUUCAGACAAUGAAGCAGAAGCUGGGCCUGCAGGCAAGAGGGAGCGUCCAGAAAGUGCUGACGUCUCUAAAGAAACUCAUGUCAGAGCUGAGGUGCAGCGUCCCUUGCUCAAUUUGCGAGACUUUCAAGACUCCAGUAAAUGGAGAGAGUUUUCCAGGUCUAAGAAGAUGCCCCCCUACUUUGACUUGAUUGAGGAGAACCUGUACCUGACAGAAAGAAAGAAAAGCAAAUCCCAUCGAGAUAUCAAGAGAAUGCAAUGCGAGUGCCCAGUGCUGCCCAGAGAGGAGCGCUCCAGAGGAGUAUUGGCAUGCGGGGAAGACUGUUUGAAUCGGCUGCUCAUGAUUGAGUGCUCCUCACGGUGUCUGAAUGGACACUACUGCUCUAAUAGACGCUUUCAGAUGAAACAACAUGCAGACUUCGAGGUCAUCCUCACAGAAGAUAAGGGCUGGGGUCUACGGGCAGCUAAGGACUUGAUUGAAAACACCUUUGUGCUGGAAUACUGCGGGGAGGUUUUGGACCACAAGGAGUUCAAAACUAGGGUGAAAGAAUAUGCUCGCAAUAAGAACAUCCACUACUAUUUCAUGGCUCUAAAGAAUAAUGAGAUCAUUGAUGCAACGCUGAAAGGGAACUGCUCCCGUUUUAUGAACCAUAGCUGUGAACCCAACUGUGAGACCCAAAAG
Notothenia coriiceps (black rockcod) is the source of this 4887-nucleotide messenger RNA. Its product is annotated as histone-lysine N-methyltransferase SETD2-like. Gene Ontology annotation, molecular function: protein binding; histone H3K36 methyltransferase activity. The transcript is spliced from 7 exons. The annotation marks the transcript as partial. Lineage: Eukaryota; Metazoa; Chordata; Actinopteri; Perciformes; Nototheniidae. Gene Ontology annotation, cellular component: nucleus; chromosome. Gene Ontology annotation, biological process: regulation of gene expression. The record is from RefSeq and is a predicted model, not a curated record.